Prionailurus viverrinus (fishing cat) is the source of this 1782-nucleotide messenger RNA. RefSeq names its product desert hedgehog signaling molecule (gene DHH). The transcript is spliced from 3 exons. The record is from RefSeq and is a predicted model, not a curated record. The coding region runs from base 290 to 1480 and encodes 396 amino acids. Gene Ontology annotation, biological process: protein autoprocessing; smoothened signaling pathway; cell fate specification. Lineage: Eukaryota; Metazoa; Chordata; Mammalia; Carnivora; Felidae. Gene Ontology annotation, molecular function: patched binding; calcium ion binding.
GGCCGGGGAGUUCUGGCAGCGCAGGAGCCGGGCAGCAGAGCCAGGCUGGGCUGGCACUCACCCACGACCCCCCUUCCCUGCUAUGAUGGCCCAUCAGUAGCAGGUUCCAGACCCCCCGGGGGCAUGUGGGCAGAGCCAGCGGCAGCCAGGUGCGCAGAGCCACAAGAGCUCUAGGGCACUCUGGGGGCAGCUCUGCCUGCUGGGCUCUCUGGUGCCUAGGGAAAUGCCCAACUGACGGGCGAGCUAGUGAGGACAAGAACGUUCCCUGUGGCCCGAGUCCUCUGCAUCCAUGGCGCUGCCGGCCAGGCUGGUGCCCCUGUGCUGCUUGGCGCUUCUGGCGCUGCCUGCCCAGAGCUGCGGGCCGGGCCGGGGACCGGUUGGCCGGCGCCGCUACGUGCGCAAGCAGCUCGUGCCGUUGCUCUACAAGCAAUUUGUGCCCAGCAUGCCCGAGCGGACCCUAGGCGCCAGUGGGCCGGCAGAGGGGAGAGUGGCAAGGGGCUCCGAGCGCUUCCGGGACCUGGUGCCCAAUUACAACCCGGACAUCAUCUUCAAGGAUGAGGAGAACAGUGGUGCAGACCGCCUGAUGACCGAGCGCUGUAAGGAGCGGGUGAACGCGCUGGCCAUUGCCGUGAUGAACAUGUGGCCCGGAGUGCGCCUACGGGUGACCGAGGGCUGGGACGAAGAUGGCCACCAUGCUCAGGACUCACUCCACUACGAAGGUCGUGCCUUGGACAUCACCACGUCCGACCGCGACCGCAAUAAGUAUGGGUUGCUGGCGCGGCUGGCAGUGGAAGCCGGCUUCGACUGGGUCUACUACGAGUCCCGCAACCACGUCCACGUGUCGGUCAAAGCCGAUAACUCACUGGCGGUCAGGGCCGGCGGCUGCUUUCCGGGAAAUGCCACCGUGCGCCUGCGAAGCGGAGAGCGGAAGGGCCUGCGGGAACUGCACCGCGGAGACUGGGUGCUGGCUGCAGACGCGGCAGGCCGGGUGGUGCCCACGCCUGUGCUGCUCUUCCUGGACCGGGACUUGCAGCGCCGGGCCUCUUUCGUGGCUGUGGAGACCGAGCGGCCCCCGCGCAAGCUGUUGCUCACGCCCUGGCACCUGGUGUUCGCCGCUCGGGGGCCAGCGCCCGCACCGGGCGACUUUGCGCCGGUGUUCGCGCGCCGGCUGCGGGCGGGGGACUCGGUGCUGGCGCCCGGCGGGGACGCGCUUCGGCCGGCACGCAUAGCCCGCGUGGCGCGCGAGGAAGCAGUUGGCGUGUUCGCGCCGCUCACAGCACACGGGACGCUGCUGGUCAACGACGUCCUGGCCUCGUGCUACGCGGUUCUGGAGAGUCAUCAGUGGGCGCACCGCGCUUUCGCUCCUUUGCGCCUGCUACACGCGCUGGGGGCGCUGCUUCCCGGCGGGGCCGUCCAGCCGACUGGCAUGCACUGGUACUCUCGGUUCCUCUAUCGCUUGGCGGAGGAGCUGCUGGGCUGAGCGCGGCGGACCCAGAAACCCAGAGGCGCCUGCUGAAACCGGGGCGUUCGGGCUGAGAUCUGGGGAUGUGGGCAGCAGAGGAGGCUGACUGCGGGGGGAGGAAGGGAUAGGGGAAAAAAUGGAGGCGAGACUGGACUGCUUGGUUUAGGGGCAACCUCCAGCUGAGAGGAGAUCCCUGGUCCUAGGUAGACGGGGUUGAUGGUGGGUACUCCCUGACGAGGACUAUUUCACCUCUUCCCGAGUGCCUCGGCCCCACCCGAUUAUUUUAUUUUAUUUUCUAUUUAUAAAUUGUAAUAUAAUGA